Lontra canadensis (Northern American river otter) is the source of this 2039-nucleotide messenger RNA. It is a transcript of the gene FZR1, whose product is annotated as fizzy and cell division cycle 20 related 1. Gene Ontology annotation, molecular function: ubiquitin ligase activator activity; anaphase-promoting complex binding; protein binding. NCBI's taxonomy places the organism in Eukaryota, Metazoa, Chordata, Mammalia, Carnivora, Mustelidae. Gene Ontology annotation, biological process: positive regulation of ubiquitin protein ligase activity; anaphase-promoting complex-dependent catabolic process; positive regulation of anaphase-promoting complex-dependent catabolic process. The coding region runs from base 384 to 1874 and encodes 496 amino acids. The transcript has 15 exons. Gene Ontology annotation, cellular component: anaphase-promoting complex. The record is from RefSeq and is a predicted model, not a curated record.
GCGCGGCGGAGGAGGGCUCCGGGAGGCCGCGGAACAGCGACCGCCGCCAUAUUAAGGAGCGCGGAGCCCGGGGUCCCGUCCGCGGCGGCCGCGGCCGGACCAGUGGAGCUGCGGGCGGCUGAGGCCGGUGCGGCGCGGCGCCGGGAGAGGCGGGGUCGGCGCAGCCAGCAGGCGACCGGAGCGAGCCAGAACAUUCUUCGGCUGCCUCCUCUCUUCUCACUCCUCUUCCGAGAAGCCUUCCGAGCGGAGUUGAGCACAGUGGGAAGUGGGUGUGAGCUCUGCCACGUGGUGCUGUUGAGCCCUGCCCGCUGUGCACACAGGCCAGCAGGGCUGACUUUGGCCAGCUGACCUUGGCCGGCGGGCUGGGCCUGCCCUGUGUCGCCAUGGACCAGGACUACGAGCGGCGUCUCCUCCGGCAGAUCGUCGUUCAGAAUGAGAACACCAUGCCCUGCGUCGCGGAGAUGCGGCGAACCCUGACGCCAGCCAACUCUCCCGUGUCCUCUCCCAGCAAGCACGGGGACCGCUUCAUCCCCUCCAGGGCCGGUGCCAACUGGAGCGUGAAUUUCCACAGGAUCAAUGAGAAUGAGAAGUCCCCCAGCCAAAACCGGAAAGCCAAGGAUGCCACCUCAGACAAUGGCAAAGACGGCCUGGCCUACUCUGCCUUGCUGAAGAACGAGCUGCUGGGAGCCGGCAUCGAGAAGGUGCAGGACCCGCAGACGGAGGACCGCAGGCUGCAGCCUUCCACGCCCGAGAAGAAGGGCCUGUUCACGUAUUCCCUCAGCACCAAGCGCGCCAGCCCUGACGAUGGCAAUGACGUGUCUCCCUACUCCUUGUCCCCAGUCAGCAACAAGAGUCAGAAGCUGCUGCGGUCGCCACGGAAACCCACCCGCAAGAUCUCCAAGAUCCCCUUCAAGGUCCUGGACGCCCCAGAGCUGCAGGACGACUUCUACCUGAACCUGGUGGACUGGUCGUCCCUCAACGUGCUCAGCGUGGGGCUGGGCACCUGCGUGUACCUGUGGAGCGCCUGCACCAGCCAGGUGACCCGGCUCUGCGACCUCUCCGUGGAAGGGGACUCGGUGACGUCUGUGGGCUGGUCUGAACGGGGGAACCUGGUGGCCGUCGGCACGCACAAGGGCUUUGUGCAGAUCUGGGACGCGGCUGCGGGGAAGAAGCUGUCCAUGCUGGAGGGCCACACGGCCCGCGUCGGGGCGCUGGCCUGGAACGCCGACCAGCUGUCGUCUGGGAGCCGGGACCGCAUGAUCCUGCAGAGGGACAUCCGGACGCCGCCCCUGCAGGCCGAGCGGCGGCUGCAGGGCCACCGGCAGGAGGUGUGUGGACUCAAGUGGUCCACGGACCACCAGCUCCUCGCCUCAGGAGGCAACGACAACAAGCUGCUGGUCUGGAACCACUCGAGCCUGAGCCCCGUGCAGCAGUACACGGAGCACCUGGCGGCCGUGAAGGCCAUUGCCUGGUCCCCGCACCAGCACGGGCUGCUGGCGUCUGGCGGCGGCACGGCCGACCGCUGCAUCCGCUUCUGGAACACGCUCACAGGGCAGCCGCUGCAGUGCAUCGACACGGGCUCGCAGGUGUGCAACCUGGCCUGGUCCAAGCACGCCAACGAGCUGGUGAGCACGCACGGCUACUCGCAGAACCAGAUCCUGGUCUGGAAGUACCCGUCCCUGACGCAGGUGGCGAAGCUGACCGGGCACUCCUACAGGGUCCUGUACCUGGCCAUGUCCCCUGAUGGAGAGGCCAUAGUCACUGGUGCUGGGGACGAAACCCUGCGGUUCUGGAACGUCUUUAGCAAAACCCGUUCGACAAAGGUAAAGUGGGAGUCCGUGUCAGUCCUCAACCUCUUCACCAGGAUCCGGUAGAGUCUCGGGCCUCGCCGUCCGGGUCGGCAGAGUCCCACCUCUCAUCAGCGUGCAUGGACCCUCCCCUCCCCAGCACACAGUCCCCAGAGGACGCAGCCGGGGCGGGCGGGGAGUCGGGCCUGGAGGACCCCGAAGAUUCUCAUUAAAGCCUGAUUGCGAACCCUG